AUGGUCCGCCACAAAAAGGAUAACUUCGGCUCUCGCGGCCGCAAGAAUCACAACUCAGGACCCCCACGACAGCGCCAGCCCCGGAGUGGCGACGAUACCGAAGCCCCUACCUCCCGUCCUACUUUCAAAGCCGCCUGCUGGGACCUGGGUCACUGCGAUCCCAAGCGAUGUUCUGGCAAGAAGCUGAUCCGCAUGGGCAUGAUGCGCGACCUUCACGUUGGCCAGCGUCACAAUGGAGUCAUCAUUACCCCCAACGGUAAGCACACCGUGUCUCCGGCCGACCGCGACCUCAUGGAGCAGUACGGCGCCGCCGUCGUCGAAUGUAGCUGGGCGCGCAUGAAGGAUGUACAGUGGAACAAAGUCGGGGGAAAGUGCGAGCGUCUGCUGCCCUACCUGGUGGCUGCGAACACGGUUAACUACGGCAAGCCGUGGAAGCUGAACUGUGUCGAGGCCUUGGCUGCGGCAUUCUACAUCUGCGGGCAUCCCGAGUGGGCGGAACAGGUUCUUGCACCUUUCUCUUAUGGCGAGGCGUUCUUGGAGAUCAACGGAAGUCUGCUGAAAAAGUACGCGUCGAGUGAGGACGAGAAGGGUGUAAAGAGGGUUCAGGAUGAGUGGCUGGACAGGCUUGAUAAGGAGUACGCGGAGAGCAGAGAGGAGGGCGACGCCGAUGAUAUGUGGAAGGGGGGAAACACAAAUCGGAGAGCUAUACCAGAUUCCGACGAAGAGGAAGAGGAAGAUGACGAUGAGGACGACGAGAGCGGAGAGGAGCCCGGCGAGGGCGGCAGUGUCGACGGCAUAUACCUAGGUAAGAAGCCCGCGAAAGACCAAGAGGAAGUGGAAGAAGACGAAGACCCAUACGCCAUAUCAGAUGACAGCGACGACGAUGCAGCCAUGGAGGAGAUCCGUCGUAAGGUGCUCGCAUCAAAGACAUUCUCGAACCCUUCAGCAGAGGAGAAGAAAAAGCCCGAGGCGAUACCACGGCCGCAGACCCUGAAGCCGGAUUCGGAUGUUGAACCGGACUCGGACAACGGGGAGGAUGACGAUGAUUUCGACAACAUCAUCAACGCCACGCCCGUCACCGAUAAGAUCGGUCUGGCCAAGCUCGAGAAGGAGCGGUCGCGGUCAACAGUGACAAGUAGGACGUUCUCGUCAAGCACCAUCUCUGCACCAAAGCGAUGGUAA
Messenger RNA from Colletotrichum graminicola M1.001, 1182 nucleotides. RefSeq lists its product as uncharacterized. Bases 1 to 1182 code for a protein of 393 amino acids. Lineage: Eukaryota; Fungi; Ascomycota; Sordariomycetes; Glomerellales; Glomerellaceae. The transcript has a single exon. Gene Ontology annotation, molecular function: rRNA small subunit aminocarboxypropyltransferase activity. The record is from RefSeq and is a predicted model, not a curated record. Gene Ontology annotation, biological process: maturation of SSU-rRNA.